GGCCACUCGUUCGGCCGUUGCCCAUGCGGUCGUCCAUCGAACACAUGCGCCGCAUCAUCGGCCAAACUCGCUCUCUAGGUCUGCUUCAUAACGCCUGGCCAUCCGGAUAUGUGGACUGACAUGAAUAGGAGGGACUUCGUAUCAUCAUCAUCAUCAAUUAUCUUUGGGAAAGAACCAACGAAUGUCAGCCUCGCUGGCUACCGUGUUCGACUUCUGGAAAUCAUCAUGAUGGCGGCAGCUCAUUAUAUGACCGGGCUCGCAUCGCCGGAGAUUGCAGAAGACUUCGGUUUCAAUCCCAUAAGUACGUAUAUCAGCUGGUGUGCUAUAUGGAUUUUACUGGAAGUAAAUUUUUUAGUGUGCAUCGUGCACAAGCCUGAGCGCUGAACGGACAACCCAGUGACUGUCACGGUAUCGUUUCCAAAUAGUCGUCCAGCAAAGCGGUCUUCCGAGUUGGCUCCAGUCC
Serpula lacrymans var. lacrymans S7.9 is the source of this 463-nucleotide messenger RNA. RefSeq lists its product as uncharacterized. The annotation marks the transcript as partial. NCBI's taxonomy places the organism in Eukaryota, Fungi, Basidiomycota, Agaricomycetes, Boletales, Serpulaceae. The transcript is spliced from 3 exons. The record is from RefSeq and is a predicted model, not a curated record.